Molecule: messenger RNA, 3702 nt
Organism: Sceloporus undulatus (fence lizard)
Lineage: Eukaryota; Metazoa; Chordata; Lepidosauria; Squamata; Phrynosomatidae
Gene: NOL6
Product: nucleolar protein 6
Biological process (GO): rRNA processing; tRNA export from nucleus
Cellular component (GO): UTP-C complex; CURI complex; small-subunit processome
Source: RefSeq, a predicted model, not a curated record
CCGGAAGUGAGGGAGGCAGUGUCGGAUUCCACGUGGUUUUGCUGGAGUUUCCCCCACGCGGAGGCAGAGAGCGGCUGGCAGAAGAUGUCUGAAGAUGCAGGAAGAGAUGAAGGCUUGGAAGGAGAGGAGGGUGAUGCCAGCCUCUCCAAGGAAGAGAGGAAACCACGAGGGAAGAAAAGGCCCUCCGUCUCAGAAGGCAUCUUGCAACCAGUGAAGCUGUGCAAGGCUGAGUUGUACAAACCGCCCACAAAUGAAGAGCUGAGCCGCCUUAAGGAGACAGAGAACCUGUUCCAUUCCAAUCUUCUCCGCUUGCAGGUAGAGGAGCUUUUAAAAGAGGUGACGCUCAAGGAGAAGAGGAAACAGAAAAUUGAUUCCUUCCUCCAUGAAAUCAAUGCUUUGCUGAGCACAAUCCCAGAGGCACACGAAAGAGAUAUCACUGACCAGUCCUGGCUCCCAAAGGGGGUGAAAAUCCCUCUCUUGCAGCUUCCUUUCAAUGUGAAGGGCAAGUUCCGCUUCCUGCCCCCUGCAGAGGUGAAGGUGGUGGGGAGUUACCUCUUGGGCACCUGCAUCAAGCCUGCAGUCAACGUGGAUGUGGCUCUGACCAUGCCCCGGGAGGUCUUCCAAGACAAAGACAACCUUAACCAGCGGUACCACCGCAAGAGGGCUUUCUACUUGACUCACAUUGCCCACCAUCUGGCCAAGAAAAAGCUCUUUGGGAGUGUGAAGUUUGCCUACAUGAACGACAAUCAUCUUAAGCCGAUUGUGCUCUUACAGCCACAAGGGAAAGAUGCAAAGAUGGUGACUGUCCGCCUCUUCGCCUGCCCUGCCCAAGAUGUCUUCAAGCCCACCCGCUUGCAUCCCACAAAGAAUAAUGUCCGCACUGCCUGGUUCACGGAGAAGGACUUACCUGUGGCAGGAGCCACCGAGCCGCCAACGCCUCACUACAACAACUCUAUUUUGUGGGACCAGGUGAUGGAGUCCAACUUGGUGUUCCUCUCAGAGGCAGCCAGUGGCUUUCAAGGCAUGCGGGAUGGUGUGUGUCUCCUCAAGGUUUGGCUGCGCCAGCGGGAGCUUGAUAAGGGUCUGGGAUGCUUCAGCGGCUUCUUGGCCUCCAUGCUGGUGGGAUACCUCUUAGCUGUCAACAAGAUCAACAAAGUGAUGAGUGGUUACCAGGUGUUGAGAAAUGCCCUUCAGUUCUUGGCUACCACAGACCUUAGUACCUCUGGAGUCAGCCUUUCCAAGGAUGCAGAUGUCACACUGCCUACACUGACUGACUUCCACGAAGCAUUCCAAGUGGUCUUUGUGGACCCUUCUGGACAGGUGAACCUCUGCGCAGAUAUGACAGCCAACACAUAUAAGCAGAUUCGGUUUGAAGCUAAGCGUUCCAUGGAGAUUCUGGAUGACAAAACUGUGGAAGGGUUCCAGUUGGUGUUCAUGACCCCCAAGCCUCUAAUACGAACUUUUGACCAUGUGUUCCAUCUCAGACAUGUCUCGAAGCUACAGGCUGCCUGCAAGAAGAUGAAUCUCCUCAAUGAACUAAUGGACCGUGGUGGAAACUAUGUGGCAGCAACUCUACCUUUCCUCCUCAGCUUGCUGGAACGUGGGCUGGCCAAGCGAAUUGUGCUGCUAACCCACACUUUGCCCCAGACUCAGUCGUGGUCAAUCAACAUGGAUCCCCCGCAGCACAAAGAUGUUGGAUCCCUGGCGUUUGGGCUUUUGCUGAGCCUUGAUUUUGCUACUGGCAUCUUGGAGAGGGGGCCUGAAGCAGAUAGAUCUGAGGCAGUGGAGUUCCGACAAUUUUGGGGGCAGCGCUCAGAACUGAGGCGUUUCCAAGAUGGUGCCAUCUGUGAGGCUGUUUUGUGGAAUGCAGCAAACAUGAGUCAGAAACGUCUCAUUCCAGAGCAGAUAAUUCGUCACCUCUUGCAGUUACAUAUGGACAUCCCAGAAUCUUCUAUCUGUUACACAGGUGCCUUGCUGGAGUCUGUGAUCAAAACUGGACGUGAGCCAGCAGGGACGGGUGAGGAGGCCAUGGUGAAUCUUGUCCGCUCCUACGAUGACCUGAGCCGCAAGCUGUGGAAUUUGGAGGGGCUACCGCUGACCGUGACCUCAGUCCAGGGAGCCCAUCCAGCUCUACGAUACACAGACGUUUUCCCUCCAGUUCCCAGGAAACCGGAUUAUGCCUAUCAUGCCAGAAUCAAGGAUCGUGAAUCCCUUUUGCCCUUGGCUGAGAAACCCUGCCCAGCUUAUAUAGCCCCAAUGAAAGUGCUGUGUCACAUGGAGGGCAGUGGCCAGUGGCCUCAAGACAAAGAAGCCAUUAAGCGCAUCAAAGCUGCUUUCCACGUGCAGCUGGCAGAACUCCUUAACCAGCAACAUCAUCUAUUGUGUCGGACAGCUCCCACUCACACAGAUGUCUAUAAGGAUGGCUAUGUGUUCCGCCUCCAAGUGGCCUACCAUCGAGAGCCCCAGAUCCUGAAGGAGGUGGUCACCCAAGAAGGCAUGUUGAAAUACCAGGACAACCCUGAGUCUCAGCAGCUGGAACUGGAGACACAGCAUUUGCCGUUCUUAACCAGCUCCCUUCAUGGCCUUCAGCAGCAACACCCAGCAUUCAGUGGCACCUCCCGCCUUGCCAAACGUUGGAUCAGCGCUCAGCUUUUGAGUGACUGCCUCUCGGAGGAAUGCAUUGAUUUAGUGGCAGCUUCCCUCUUCUUGUGCCCUGCUCCAUUCACAGCACCAAGUCCUCCCCAGGUGGGAUUCCUUCGCUUCCUUCACGCAACCACCUUUGACUGGAAGAACAGCCCCUUCAUUGUGAACCUGAAUGGGGAACUCAAAGACACUGAUUAUGUGGACAUCCAGAAUCAUUUUGUAGCUGCCCGACUUCAUCUGCCUGUCAUGUUCAUUGCUACUCCCAAAGAUCAGCAUAACUCAAUGUGGACCAAAGAGAAACCUUCACCUCAGAUCCUACAGCGCCUUCUUGUGUUGGCUCUGGAGUCUCUUCGGUCUUUAGAGGAGCAGCUCAUGGACCCUCUGGGAAGCCAGGACAUUAAGAUGGUCUUCCGUCCUCCUCUGGAUUUCUAUGAUGUGCUGAUUCACCUGAACCCCAAGCAGAUUCCAAGACAUUUGGAGGCUGUAGACAGACCAGUCAAAUCCUUCAGCCGAGGAAUGCUAAGAGAUGAUGCUCCGGUAAAAACGUUUUCUUUUCCUGUCGUGGAUUAUGACCCUGUGCAGUGCUACCUCCAUGAACUGCGGGAAGGAUUCAGUGAGUUUGCUCUGUUUUUCUAUGACAAGUAUGGAGGAGAAGUUAUUGGUGUCCUCUGGAAACCUUCGGCCUUUGAGCCACAGCCUUUCAAGGCAUCAAACAUGAGAGGAAGGAUGAUGUUGUCACUCAGUGAGGAUCCUCUGACUGUUCCCAAUGUGGAAGCCGUUUUGGAAGACUUUGGAAUCUUGGGAGAAGGACUGGUCAAAUCAGUUGAGGCUCGCACAGAGAAAUGGUCAAUUUAGAGCCUCCUGGGACUCUGCUGCUGCUUGUCAAUGCUCUGCUCUGCUCUCUCAGACUGUGUUCUCAUCCGUAACUUUUCCAUUUAGAAUUCUCUUAUGAGAAAUAUAUUUUUAUUACACAGAAAUCUCUCUCCAACCUGUUUCCUCUUGUAAACCCAUUCCAUUUAGAUACAACCUUGACAAACCCAAUAAAGGACUCAUUGUGUA